Knipowitschia caucasica is the source of this 504-nucleotide messenger RNA. The record is from the annotation of a GenBank genome assembly. NCBI's taxonomy places the organism in Eukaryota, Metazoa, Chordata, Actinopteri, Gobiiformes, Gobiidae.
AUGGAGGUGCAGACCAUCUCCUUCAGCUCCUUGGGGGGUGUGGGGAGGCCCAGGUUGGGUCUGGAACAGGCCUCCUCCUGCUCCUCAGCCUCUCCGUCCCUCUGCGAUGUGAAGCAUCUGGACUGUGACGCCGCCUCGGCCGACGAGCGUAACAACGCGCUGCACCUGCACCACACCCUGGGCACGCUGGACGCGCUGGACGGUCUGGACACGCAGGACAUCUACAGCACCCUGGACACCGUGCGCCUCACCUGCCCGCCCGACUACACGCUGACGCUGCGCCGCGCUCCGGACGACGCCCCGCUGGUGACCACGCUCAACCCGGGGUCUCUGCCCGUCACGCCCGGCUCGCACCCUGUGACCCCGGCCACGCCCAUGACACCCAUGACCCCUGCGUCCGUGGUGGGCAUGAGGCACUACCCGCACCACCAGAGCCCCUACAGCAACACACACCUGCCACACACGCACAUGUCAGCGCACACGCACUCCACCACGCGCGUAUAA